AGAGGGUCUGUCGGGAGAUGGACGGACAUCGGUCAGGUCAGGUCAGACACACCCAUGGAAGCUGACUGACGAUGAUUCAAUAAAUAAUGAAUGAGUCGAGUGGUCACGCAAGUAAGUGUGCACACCGUCCUACUAGGGCAACAUCAACGGGAAACCACUUGACGAUGCACACACACACACACACACACAUGGAAUCGCUGGCGAAUUGACGUGCACACGCACACUUACAUGCAGGGCGGCGGCGUCAGGCCCACUUCUCUCUCCAUCCCCCCUCCCCUCCCCUCCCCUCCAACACAGACAGGCAGACAUGCACGUGACUGGACGCCACGAGAGUGAGAGAGUGCGAAGAAAGGUAGCCGCGAUGAGGUGAGGGCGGCCGAGUGACAUGCAGAGAGAGAGAGAGAGAGAGAGACGUAGAUAUAAAAGUGACUGACAUGCAGCACCAAGAGGUCCACGGAGACGUGCAAACGUGGACAGAAAAAACAACGUGAAAACGUGCAGACACGAGACGUGGAAACAAAGUAACCCUACACAUAAGUCUGUGAAGAGACGUGUAGCACCUAGGCAGAGACGCGCAGAGACGUGGAUAGAAAGCGAUCAUGGAGAGAGAGAGAGGGUGGGGAGAGCGGGAGGGGGCCCAUGUCGGGCAUUAGACACACACACACGCACACGCACGAGAGUGGAAAACCAUAACAUGACGCGGCUUCUCGUGGUCGGUCGGUCCUUUCCACACACACAGACACACACACGAACACGCAGACAUGAAAGCAAGAAUGGCGGCAAUCACUGAUCUGUGAUGCGAUGCAUGUGGAAUGAAUCCAUGGCCGCGACUGCGAUGACACAGACGGAGGGCCGACAGGGGACGGGCCGACACCCAAACUUCCCGCCCGCCCCGCCCCGCCCCGCCUCACCCUCGUAUGUACGAAAUGAACACCAGGAAAAUCACAUCACAUGCAUAGACACUCACGCACUCACCAAGCGACCAAGCAAUCAGUCAAUCCCUAGCUAGCUAUGAUACAAUCCCUCACUCAGUUACUCAGCCUCCCUCCCUCCCUCCCUCCCUAUGCACUUACAGUACGCGGCAACACACCACACAACACCACGCCGUCCCGCAGCCAGUCCUUGAAAAUCCUCCACCCCUGCCCUGCCCGCCCACACCCACCGCACGGCCGCUGAACGUCGCUCGCUGCACUCAGCCCCUGAAGCCGAUGAGGUAAGGGUUGACGUGCCCCUCCACCUGGAGGGGCAUGUAUGGCGCAUCCUCGCCGCCGUCAUUGUUGCCAUUCCUCCCCCCGAUCAGGGCGACCAGGUCACGACAGGUGCCAUCGCUCGACGAUCGGCCGCUGCUGCUGACGGCGUGGGCCUUGGCCCCCGGCCAAAAGCCCACCUUCAUGCCAUUGCGUGGGUGUGCGGGGGCAGCAGCAACAGCAGCAGCAGCAGCAGCAGGAGGAGGAGGGCUGCUCGUCAGGGGAGGGGGGAAGAAGGCAUCAGCCCUGUCCCUGUCCAUAGCAAUGGCCGUGUCGGUCUGCGGCGACGCUUCCGCCUUGGCGAGAGUGUCGGUGUGGGGGGUGGUGCUCUUGUUGGUGUGUGUGUUGGACCGCGGGAUCUCCUCGUCAUGUCUCGUGAGCUGGGGGGGCGGAGGCAGACACGGGAUGGGCAGGAAGGACGUCGGCACCGCCUGGCCUGCCGGCAGCAUCUCCCGAAUCUUGCUGAGCAGCUGCUGGGGGGUGGGAUGGCCGUCCAGGAGCAGGCGCAGCAGCUGACGCACCAAGUUGAAUCGCUGCACGCUCACGCGCGCCAGCUCGUGCUGCAGCUGCAUGAGGACCGUCUUGCACUCGACCGCCCGCUGCCCGCCCCCUGCCAACGUCGGCUUGGUGCUCGCCUUGACCCAAUCCCAACACACCGUCCGCAGAUAUGGCACCACCGACGCGGGCGGGGUCACCGCACCAGAGGCACCCACACCAGCACCAGCGGCCGACGCGGCCCUCGACGCCAUGCUCUCAGCUGGGGAGGCAUCCUUGUUGGCGGCCAAUGCCUGGCCGACCAGGACGCUUGGUGGGGCCGAGGAGGGCGACACGUCACAGUUGACGCUCGAGGGGUUGUUGAGCUGCAGAACGGAUGAAGACGGCGGCAGCACCGGCAGCGUCAGCCGGUUCCCCGAACCCAUGUCGACCGUCACUGACGCCCCAUCUGUCUUGGGCGCGGUCACCUUGAUGCGUGUGCCCUUGCGCCGCAUAGACGGCUGCGGCUGUGGCUGUCCGCCUGGUCCCCUGGUGGGGUGUCGGUGGGCGGGGUGAGGCGACCACGGAGACGACGGCUCCUUCUUAAUGAUGCGCCGACCGCGACGCGACACGCACACUUCGUCAUCACCACCACCCGUGUCAGGACCGGCUCCCUUUUUUCCAGGCCCUGUCUUCUUGUCGCUCUCGGGCGUCUUGGGCUUGUCAGACUUCUUGAAGCGGCCAGUGAUGUCGUCCCGCGGCGCGUCCGGCCGGGCGGCCUUCUGGUGAGCAGUGGGGGUGUCAGUGUCCUUGUCGCCAUCACGGUCCCGUUUGAUGCCUUUGCUGCGCGUCUUGCCCUCGGUGAGGACCACGUCGCUGUCGAGCAGGGGGUCCUUGUCGACUUUGCGCGGCUUGCCUGGCGCGGGGGGGAAGAUGCCGAGUUUCUUGAACUUUUUGCGGAGCUUCUUGCGUCGCUCGAUGGCCUCGUCUGUGUAGGGGUCGCCUUCGAUGCGGUUGUGGACGGGGUUGGCCUCUGCCCACUCGUCGGCGAGCUUCUUGGCCUCGUGGUAACCGUAUUUCUGCAUUCAUUGACACACGGACGGAAGGAACAGCAGAAGAGAUGUAUGGAGUUGGAGGGGCGGCGGUCGGAGGGGCGAGGCUCCUUACGUUGCUGGAGAAGGUCUUCAUGCGUCGGUGUCCGUUGUCGAUGUAGCGAGCACGCCACUCCUGCAGUGGGGACACAACACAAACAACACAAACAACACACACACACAGCGUAUCCAUCUCAGUCGACAUCCCCUUCUCUCUCCAUCCUGCUUGCCCCGCCCAACCCACCCACCUGUUUGCGAUCGUGGAAGUACACCUGGCGCAUCAUCCUUCCCUUGACAGCCCUGCUCCUGUCGGCCCCGCCGCCCCCGCCCCCACUCCUCGACCCGUCACGCGACUCCCACUCCUCCUCCGAGUCAGACCCGCCAUCCUCCUCACGCACACCACAACCACCAUCACCCCCAGCAGCAGCAGCAGCAGCAGCAGGAGCAGCAGCAGCAGCCCCGUCACACUCGCCCCUGUCCUCCUCCUGGAAGUGCCGCCACAUCUCGUCCGGCACCUUCUUGCCCUUCGGCUCCUUCCGCUUGCCACGCUGCGCUCCUCCCGUCUCGUAGUCCCGAGCCAGUUUGGGGUUCAUGCCGGCGGUCGAGCGGGCGGGGCGGCGCCUUGACAGCAGGCCGCCCAUGUCGCCUGUGCUGGCCGGCUGCUGCUCCGGCUGCAGCAGCUGCUGCUGCUGCUGGUCUCGCUGUUCGCACGUGGCGAGUUCGUCGAGCAGCUGGUCUGCGGCGCCCUGGAUGAUCUGGAGGGGUGAGGGGAGCGCGGCGUCGGGGGUGGCGGGGCCCAUGCUGGCCGGUUCGGCCUGAGGGAUCUUGCUGGUGGAUGCCUUUGUGCGGUCGGCAGAGGCCGCCAUGAGCUCCAGCUCCUCAUCCUUCUUGAUGUUCUGGAUUGUGUGCGGGGAGAACUCACGACCGCCCUCCACGCCACUGCUCUUGGUGCCGUUGGACUGAAUGGCCAACCUUCCCCCCUCGCCAGGAAUCCGCGCCUUCUGUAUGGCGAGUCUUGGUGGUGGCUUCUGCCCAGGUAGGCGUGACGAAGACCCACGAGCGUCCACCAAUGCCGGGGUGCGUGUGGGUGUGGGGGGGACGGACUGCAUGGUCGGGACGGGGUGCAUGAAGGGGCCAGCAGUGGGAGGGAUGGCCGUCUGCCGACCGAACGCCUCGGUGUGUCUGUGAUCUGCCGGCCCAGAAUGAGCCACAGCCACCGGGGGGAAAAGGGGGAAGUAUGCCGGAACAGGCGGGAUGGCAAACAGGCCGUUGGUGGCCUCGCUGGUGCCGUGUGCCGGUUGAGGAGGGACCCCAUGCGGCAGAUGGGGAUGGCCGGUCAGACUGGCGAAGGGGGGCGGUGGUGCUCGGGGGGGACCCUCCGCCAUCGGAUUCGACACGGCACCAAGACAAGCGAGCACCGCAGCGCACCCGACAGUGCGCACGCGACGGGUUUGGUACGGUUUGGAGGGCAC
Molecule: messenger RNA, 4284 nt
Organism: Vitrella brassicaformis
Lineage: Eukaryota; Vitrellaceae
Source: the annotation of a GenBank genome assembly